This is a messenger RNA of Lates calcarifer (barramundi perch), 3187 nucleotides long. It is a transcript of the gene dnajc3b, whose product is annotated as DnaJ (Hsp40) homolog, subfamily C, member 3b. Gene Ontology annotation, biological process: protein folding in endoplasmic reticulum. The transcript has 12 exons. The record is from RefSeq and is a predicted model, not a curated record. Gene Ontology annotation, cellular component: endoplasmic reticulum. Lineage: Eukaryota; Metazoa; Chordata; Actinopteri; Centropomidae. Gene Ontology annotation, molecular function: misfolded protein binding; protein-folding chaperone binding. Bases 66 to 1562 code for a protein of 498 amino acids.
CUCGACGUGAAAGCAGAGCCGUUAAGUUCGCAGGUUCCGGUGUCAGAGAGUGACUGGGUUCAGAAAUGGAGUCGUGUCGGCGGACCGGACUCAGCGGGGUCCUGUGCUCCCUGUCACUGCUGUGUGUCAUCCUGGACAUCCAGCUAGACGGUGUCUUGGGGGCAACUCAUGUCGAGAUCGAGCACCACUUGGAGAUGGGCCGCAAACUUUUGGCAGCCGGUCAGCUGGCUGAGGCCUUGUCCCACUACCACUCUGCUGUGGAGGGAGACUCUAAGAAUUACCUGACCUACUACAAGCGAGCUGCUGUGUUCCUGGCCAUGGGAAAAUCCAAAUCUGCCCUGCCAGACCUGACCAGAGCCAUCCAGCUCAAGCCAGACUUUUUAGCUGCCAGGCUGCAGAGAGGGAAUAUCCUGUUAAAGCAGGGCAACACACAGGAGGCCAAGGAGGACUUUGAAGCAGUGCUGCAGCGCUCUCCAGACCACGAGGAAGCUCACAACCAGCUGAUGAAAGCAAACGAGCUGGAGGAGCUGCAGGAGGAGGCUCAUGCCAUGUACCACCAAGGGGACUACAGCGCUACCAUCACUGUGCUGGAGAGAGUCAUAGAGAUCUCUCCCUGGGAUCCAGAGUCGCGAGAGCUUCGCGCCGAGUGCUACAUCCGGAUGGGUGAUCCGCAGAAAGCCAUCCAGGAUCUGACGCCGACAACGAGGCUGCGCAACGACAACCGCGCCGCCUUCCUGAAGCUCAGCAUGCUGCACUACAGCCUCGGAGAACACCACGAGUCGCUCAAUCACAUCCGAGAGUGUCUGAAGCUCGACCAGGAUGACAAGGAGUGUUUCAGCCACUACAAGCAGGUGAAAAAACUCAGCAAGCAGCUGGACUCAGCAGAGGAGCUCAUUCAGGAGGAGAGGUAUCAGGAAGCCAUUGAUAAGUAUGAAUCAGUGAUGAAAACGGAGCCUAAUGUCGCACACUACACCAACCUGGCCAAAGAGAGGAUCUGCUUCUGCCUCGUCAAGAUAAAGUCGGCUCUGGAGGCGAUAGACAUGUGCUCAGAGGCCCAUCAGAGAACCCCCCGCAACGCCAACAUCCUCCGAGACCGAGCCGAGGCGUACAUCCUCAACCAGGACUACGAGAAAGCGGUGGAGGACUACCAGGAGGCAAGAGAGUUUGAUAGCGACAGCAACGAUAUCAGAGAGGGACUGGAACGAGCCCAGAAGCUGCUCAAAAUCUCUCGGAAGAGGGAUUACUACAAGAUCCUCGGUGUCAACAGGAAUGCCAACAAGCAGGAGAUCAUCAAGGCGUACAGGAAGCUGGCACAGCAGUGGCAUCCGGACAACUUCCAGUCCGAGGCAGAGAAGAAGGAAGCGGAAAAGAAAUUUAUUGACAUUGCGUCAGCUAAAGAAGUCCUCACUGACCCAGAAAUGAGGCAGAAGUUUGAUGCCGGUGAGGAUCCCCUGGACCCGGAAAACCAGCAAGGAGGAGGUGGAGGACAGCAGGGAUGGCCUUUUCACUUCAACCCCUUUGAGUCUGGCGGCAGCUUCCACUUCAAGUUCCAGUACAACUAGACAAACCAGGAGGACUGUACGAACACGGGGGUGGGGUGGGGAGAUUUUCGGAUGGAUGGGGCAUUGUAGGGGGCGAUUAAUGGAGACGUCUUCCUCCAGAACUUGUGCUUCAGCUUGGACACAGUUUUGUGGGUUACUUGAACCAUUUGUGAUUUUUUCAUGCUGUGUGUGGACAGCAGAGGAUUGAGCUUUUUAGUGAAAAAACAGGACUUCUUACCACAAAAACGAAGGACCUAGCUGUGGUCACUGUCGAACUUGUCGCUCUGGUUGAAGAAAAUGAAGUCUUGUGUCAACAUUUCAGAUCCUUAGGGAUGGAGGUGAUGGUUGAAAGCAAGUCAUUAUUGGACUUUUUCUUUUUUGGGGGGGAUGUCAGCUCCGAUUACUCAUUUCUUUCUUCGUGCCAUUUUAUGAAACUUUACAGAGGGACUCCAUGUUUUUUAAUGCAGUAGCUCUUGCUUGGAUAUUUCAUAGAAGACGCUCAGUCAGUUGGUUGCAGUAUUUUUUAAAGGAAUUACAUGUUUUCUGAUCUCAGUUUAUAUUUCUGACCAUGUCGAAACAUCUCUACACUAGAGAACCAAAAUCUUUGUAUUUAAUCACAUCAAGAGACAUGUGUUGUUGAGCGCUUCUACAUUAUUGGUAAAUAGGUGAGACUUAAGCACUAUUACAUGAAACUUGUGGGUGUAAAAGUUUUGAAAUCCUAUGGAUCUUAAAUCAGUGUAGUCGCUCUGUGAUCGUUUUUGGAUUUGCUUUAAAUAACCAUUGGUUUUGUACAGUUUUCUAAUUGGAAUAAUGUGUGAAUUCUGCAUUUGAGUGAAAAUAGUACAUUUUCAACAGACUAUGUAUCUGACCGCAAACAUUAUAGAUGUAACCAAAUUUGAAGAGUUGGUUGAAACUCACAGGACAAAAGCAUGGGAACUGAUAACUGAGUCAAGAGCUGUAGUAUUUCUCUCUCUCAUUUCAAAGCAUGUCUUUGAGAACUUGCACUUUUACCCUUUGUUUGAAAAAAAAAAAAACACUCCACAUGUUCUCCGCUCCUGAAAUGUUACUGCAAGUUUUCAAAAAGCCCCUCAAAGACUCUUCACAAACCAAGUGUGUCUUCAAUGGCUAUCUGAUAGCUUCAUAUAUAAAAAGGUCUAAAAAAAGAAAAGAAAAAAAAGCACACUUGUCGAAUGUUAUACUGAGUUGGAGCUUGAAAACUUGAAGCAUACUGUGUCAUGAAAAGUACUGGGAUUAUAUCUGCCCAUCAGGUUGCACUGAGGCACAAACUGUAAACUAAACCAUUACAUUUAAACAAGGCUCAACUUUUCUGCCAUGCAAGAUACACAACAGUUUAACCAUAAGCUAAGAAGACAUUCUUCAUAGGAUUUGAUGUUUUUUGAGCACACAUUAAAUUAUUUUGUCAAUAACAGCUUAAGGAAACGGUGACUGUAACUGCUUUGAAUCCUACCUACUGCUCGACUGUGUGAAUCAAUAUGACGGGCUCUUUGUAUUUAAAUCGACUCGAGUGGGACUGUUUUGUUUCCGGGUUUUCUUUUUAGGGUUUACUGUUGUUAGAGGCACCAAUUUUUCUGUUGCCAAACAAUCAGCUGACAUGCUCAAGUGUAUUAAAAUACUGAAACAACCCA